Tympanuchus pallidicinctus (lesser prairie-chicken) is the source of this 1241-nucleotide messenger RNA. Its product is annotated as probable G-protein coupled receptor 141. Gene Ontology annotation, biological process: G protein-coupled receptor signaling pathway. Lineage: Eukaryota; Metazoa; Chordata; Aves; Galliformes; Phasianidae. Gene Ontology annotation, cellular component: membrane. Gene Ontology annotation, molecular function: G protein-coupled receptor activity; oxysterol binding. The record is from RefSeq and is a predicted model, not a curated record. The coding region runs from base 171 to 1115 and encodes 314 amino acids. The transcript is spliced from 3 exons.
UCUGUGAAGUCAGGGAGAUGUGCAGAGUGAGGGAAGUCUCCUGCUAUGCCACUGGAGAGUCUGCAGGUUCUACUCCCAAGGUUUUCAACCUCUUUCUCUAGGCUGGAGGAUUUUUGAAUAACCAUCACUGCUUGUUCCAAGUGUGAGAUUCCACCGUUAUCUCUGAAAAUAUGUACAAGGAAGAUUUCAGGAAUAUUACUGAAGAGAACAUAGCCAGCAAUGGCACCUUCUCUGACUUUGCCCACACCAACACCACAAGAGCUAUCCUGAUUACCGUCUACUCAGUUGCCUUUGCUGGAGGUGGGAUAGGUUCCACUGCAAUGUCAUUUGUGCUGGUCAAGAUGAACAGUCUGUCUGUGACCACUACAGCCAUCAUUAACCUAGUCGUGGUACAUGGCCUCCUUCUCCUCACAGUCCCCUUCCGUCUGCACUACUAUAUCAAUAAAGAGUGGAUCUUCCACAUGCCAUUCUGUAAAAUGGUGAGUGCUAUGGUGCACAUCCACAUGUAUCUGACUUUCCUAUUCUACGUGAUCACACUGGUGAUCCGGUGGUUGAUCUUCUUUCAGUGGAAGGAUAAGGUAGAGUUUUAUAGGAAGCUACAUGCCAUUGCCGCAAGCGUCGCCGUGUGGGUCAUCGUCAUCAUCUUCAUGGUGCCGCUCUUCUGCAUUCAGUAUGGGCGCUCAGGGACGUAUGAUGACAAAGCAUGCUUUAAAUUCCACAAGGAGCUGAAACAGGAUAGUGUGAAAGUCCUGAACUACCUAGCCAUUGCAGCUGUCGCCUUAAUUACUUCUGUUCUCCUGGGCCUGCAGAUCUUUAUUCUGGUCAAAGUAUCGAGAAAACUCUCCACCUCUCUCUGGUCACAUCAAGAAUUCUGGGCCCAGGUGAAGAACUUGAUAUUCAUCUGUGUCAUCAUAAUUUGCUUCCUUCCCUAUCACCUCUUUAGAGCCUACUACAUAAAGCAUGUGAACGACAGCGAAAAGUUAGAAAGCUACAAUGAAGUUUUUUUGAGCCUGACUGCCCUCAGCUGCCUGGACCUGCUGUUCUUCGUGCUGAGUGGAAGCCGUCUCUUCAAACAAAAGGUUGGCAUGCUUCGAAGCAGGCUGCCCUGCUGCUAGCUCCAACUGUGUGGGGUCCUGGAAUCUUGCAGAGCACAGUGCCGGAGAGACAUGGCACAUCCACUCCCCAGCACGUCAAAGCAGGCACUGGAAACAACAUAAAACUGCUCCCCAAAACAAUACACU